This is a messenger RNA of Hydra vulgaris (swiftwater hydra), 2817 nucleotides long. Lineage: Eukaryota; Metazoa; Cnidaria; Hydrozoa; Anthoathecata; Hydridae. The record is from RefSeq and is a predicted model, not a curated record.
UCCUUAUUUUACAACUUUUGAAUUUUAAUACGGGCGCCCCCUAGGAGGGAUCCAAUUGUUCAAAAACAAAAUACCCUGAAAGAUUUUUACAAUUAAAUAAUAUUUAGGGUAUGCUCAAUGACCCGGAAUUUUGGUGUAUGUGCCCGAGCUGUCCAGCCACGCCAUAAUGCCAAAAGUAUGAAAUAAGGACCACCGUACCGACUGUGGCAGGGUUUGUUUUAGCCUGAUCUCCUUUGUUGCUUACUUUAACGUGCUUUUGUCUACACUAGUUGCUUGUGAACAUGUGUUUUUUAUUUGUGUUAUAGAAAUUAAUUAAUAAAGUUGCCAUGGCAGUAUCGACAAGGAAGCAGUCUGAGAUAUAUUUACUUGGGACAGUGAAAUAAGAGUUUACAGGCGCUAAAUUGCCAUCAAUACAGGACGUCCUUGGUGUGUUUUUUUACCAUCUGAAGGUCGUUGAAGAAACGAAGCAUUCAGCUGCCAAAGAAACAAUUCGACAACUCUUCACGUACUGGAGCCGUGCAAGAAUACCAGUCCGGGAUGAACGAAGAGCAAUAAAGAAGUUGGAAGAUUUGGUUCUGACUUGGGAUAACCUUAAGAAAAACAAAAACAGAAAAACUGAAACACAGAAGAGGAAUGAAGAAGCUUUUAUUGCUGAGUUUCCGAAUCUGUUUGAUAUUUCUCAUGGCGAUGCUCUGCAAAUGAUAAACAUUGAAGAAGAUAAGCAAUUUUUGCUUGCUCAACUGGAGAGGAUCUAUGGCAGGAUUGGACAAGAACUUGGAGAAUAAGGAAAAGGAGAAAGAAAAACGAGAUAACCAAAUGAAGAAGAGAAAAGAUGCUAGUGAGGAAGUGAAAAGGAAAAUGUUUGACACGGCUGUGCUGGAAGACACCUCCUCCGACGAAUCACAGGAUGCAGAUUUCUCAGGACCUUCGACAUCAAGCCUUACCAGUCCAAAUCCAUGCCUUCGAAAACGCGGGAGAAAAAACAUCCUUACACCGGAAGUUCUUGGUUCCCUUGACAGAGCUGGGAUCAGUGACAGGCAUGCUGUUCACACUGUGGCAUCCGUUAUUUCUGCAACAGGCCAGAACGCGGCAGAAUUUGCUGUGAACCGAUCUUCCGUUCGCAGGUACCGGCUGAAGCAUCGAGAACUGAGAUCAAAGGAACUGAAAGUAGAGUUUCAAAGUCACGGAAAGCCUCUAACUAUCCACUGGGAUGGAAAGCUGAUGAAGGAUUUGACAGGAGAUGAAAAAGUAGACAGAUUGCCGAUUGUUGUUUCUUCUGAUGGUGUUGACCAGCUUCUAGCUGUUCCUAAGCUUUCAUUGGGAACAGGACAUGCCAUAUGCGACGCCAUUGUCCAGAUAAUUGAUGAUUGGAAGAUCAAAGACGAUAUUAAGGCCUUUAGUUUUGACACAACAGCGGCUAACACUGGGCGACGUAAUGGAGCGUGUGUUCUUCUGGAAGGAAAACUCGGCCAUGAUGUACUGUACUUAGCAUGCCGCCACCACAUCCAUGAGAUUAUGCUCGAGGAAGUGUUUUCCUUAUGCAUCAGCCCUUCAUCAUCACCCGAGAUACAAUUAUUCAAGAGGUUUAAACAGUUCUGGCCAAACAUUCAAACUGCUGACUUUUAUGCAGGGAUCCAGGAUGACGCUGUAAUGGCUCAACUUGAUUCGGAAACCAGGCAGAGGACUCUUUCCUAUGCCACUGAGCAGCUACACACGGAACACCCCAGAGACGAUUACAGAGAGCUCCUUGAAAUAACAAUUAUUUUCUUGGGAGGCGUUCCUCCGAGAGGUGUCAGAUUCAUGAAACCAGGAGCGAUGCACAGAGCCAGAUUCAUGUCACGUCUCAUUUACAGCAUGAAGAUAUUUAUCUUCAGAAACAGUGGAUUUCAUCUUACUGACUGUGAGCUCAAUGGACUCAAGGAUCUCUGUGUGUUUGCAGUGAAGUUCUACAUAAGAGGCUGGUUUUCUUCUCGUCUUGGAAUCUCAGCUCCAAAGAACGACCUUCUGCUCUGUAAGGAAUUGUUGGCUUCUGGAAACUGUACAUCGCUUGCUGCCUUGAAGAAGUUAAAAGGACACCUUUGGUACUUGUCGGAAGUACUCGUAGGCUUUUCUUUUUUUGACGAUUCCAUUUCUGUUGAAGACAAGAGAAAGAUGGUCAAGGCGUUGGACAACCCUGGAGUACAAGAACCAGCCAAACGCAUCUCUCUAUUAGACCAAGAUAUAGGAGAAAAGGAGAUACCUGACUUCGUGACAACAAAUACAAAGAAGUUCUUUAGUGCUCUGAACAUUUCAACCAGCUUCUUCGAUGAAGAUCCUGCCAUCUGGCGUGAUCUGCCUGCCUUUACUGAAGCACAGACAUUUGUUGGUAAACUUCGAGUUACUAACGACACUGCAGAGCAAGGCGUCGCCCUCAUUCAGGAGUAUAGCGGACUUCGGACAAAAUCUGAAGAGCAGACGCAAUUCAUCCUUCAAGUAGUGGCUGAGCAUAAAAAGAAGUUACCAGAAAUAAGCAAAGUAGCAGUUGUGGAAAGCCUGAAGACAUAAUUUAGUUUGGAAGAUGACUAAGUGAGUUGCUUUCAGAACAUUAUGUUAUACAAAUAUCUUACAUUUGAAAAACAUUCAUGUCACUUUACUGCGUUGAACACUGAGACUGAGUGACUGCUAUAUGCGAAAGUUUGUUUGAAUUGAGCAUACCCUAAAUGUUAAUAAAAUUCAACAAUAAUUAAAAGCAAGUGUUUUUACACCGAAUGGAAACAUUUUGAGGGGCGCCCGCCAAAUUUUUUCCAAAAUAAAUUUUCAACCUCCUAUAAGGACCAC